AUGUCGGCCUCCUUCAAGAUUACCGAUACGCUUCCCCUCCCCAACACCAAUGCGCGCAUUCCUCGCCUUGGUUUCGGUGUCUACCGCUCGCCAACCGACGUUUGCGUGAAAUCCUGCCUGAAGGCAUUGGAAGCCGGAUACCGACACAUCGACACGGCGCAGUUUUAUGCCAACGAGGCUGAAGUUGGAGAAGCUUUGCGCACUUCCGGCGUACCCCGGGAGGAGGUUUUCGUCACCACCAAGAUUCUCAGCCCCGCUGCCUCGGUAGAGGCUACCUACGAUAAGCUGCUUGCUUCUGUGCACAAGAUUAGCGGCGCAGAUGGAUAUGUUGAUUUGUUUUUGAUCCACUCUUCCAGCUCGGGAUCGGCUGGCCGCAAGCUUUUGUGGCAGGCACUUGAGAAGCUGUUCCUGCAGGGCAAGACUAAAAGCAUUGGUGUUAGCAACUUUGGUGUUGGACACAUUGAAGAAAUGAAGUCAUAUGCUCAGGUCUGGCCGCCACAUGUGAAUCAGAUUGAGCUCCACCCGUGGUCCCAGCAGCGUACCAUUGUUGAUUACUGCCACGAGAAUGGUAUUGUUAUUGAGGCAUACUCGCCAAUUGUGCGAAAUUACAAAGCCAAUGACCCCACACUUGUGGAUAUCGCGAAGAGAUACACUCGGCCAACUCAGCAAAUCUUGAUCCGCUAUGCGCUGCAGAAGGGAUGGGUUCCCCUGCCCAAGACCGACAACCCAGAGCGAAUUGUCGCCAACGCGGAUGUGUUCACCUUUAAUAUCAGCGAUCACGAUAUGUCCUUGUUGGAUUCCCUGGAUCAGGGCAGUGCAGGUGCUAUAGUGGAGGCCGUCGACAACGAAUGA
This is a messenger RNA of Penicillium antarcticum, 852 nucleotides long. RefSeq names its product aldo/keto reductase family protein. Lineage: Eukaryota; Fungi; Ascomycota; Eurotiomycetes; Eurotiales; Aspergillaceae. The record is from RefSeq and is a predicted model, not a curated record. Gene Ontology annotation, molecular function: oxidoreductase activity. The transcript is spliced from 2 exons. The coding region runs from base 1 to 852 and encodes 283 amino acids.